AUGUCCCAAGGCACAAGACUCCAAGGCAAAGUUGCCAUCGUCACCGGAGGAGGGUCAGGUUUCGGCGCAGCAAUCGCCAGACGCUUCGGCGAAGAAGGCGCCAAAGUAAUCGUCACGGACAUCAACGUUGAAGGCGGCGAAGGAGUCGCCGCACUCAACCCCUCCAAUCUCAUCUUCCAGCGCAUGGAUGUUACCCAGGAGGACGACUGGAAAGCGGUUUUGGAGUUGGCGUUCUCAAAAUUUGGGCGACUCGACGCGCUGGUGAAUAAUGCGGGCACUACCUAUCGGAACAAGCCUACGGCAGAGGUCACAGAUGCAGAGUGGGAGCGCGUGUUCAAUGUUAACGUGAAGAGCAUUUAUCUCGCCACGAAGACUGUCAUGCCACGCUUCAUCGAGCAAGGCUCGGGCGGGUCCGUGAUUAACAUUUCAUCUACUGGAGCGAGUCGGCCGCGGCCUGGGUUGGUGUGGUACAAUGCAUCCAAGGGGGCAGUUUCCAAUGCCACUAAAGGUCUCGCAGCGGAGUAUGGUCCACACAAUAUCCGAGUCAACAGCGUUGCUCCUCUCCUUUCUGGUACUGGGCUCUUCUCUAUGUUCACUGGUAUGGAGGACACCCCCGAGAACAGAGAGAAGUUUAUUGGAAAUGUGCCGCUGGGUCGCCUUACUGAGGCUGAUGAUAUUGCUAACAUGUGUCUUUAUUUGGCUAGCGAUGAGGGUCGGUUUAUCAAUGGUACUGAGAUGGUUGUUGAUGGUGGAAAGUGUGUUUGA
Molecule: messenger RNA, 765 nt
Organism: Penicillium arizonense
Lineage: Eukaryota; Fungi; Ascomycota; Eurotiomycetes; Eurotiales; Aspergillaceae
Product: SDR family oxidoreductase
Exons: 4
Coding region: 1-765 (254 amino acids)
Source: RefSeq, a predicted model, not a curated record